Molecule: messenger RNA, 1209 nt
Organism: Plasmodium inui San Antonio 1
Lineage: Eukaryota; Apicomplexa; Aconoidasida; Haemosporida; Plasmodiidae
Exons: 10
Coding region: 1-1209 (402 amino acids)
Molecular function (GO): RNA binding
Source: RefSeq, a predicted model, not a curated record
AUGACGAUCGGUAGUGAAACGAACGGAGGGCAGGAAAGCGUCCAGGUGGCAAGCGAUGAUCACCCCGAGACGAACCCAACGGGGAAAGAGGAGCAAACCUUCAAAAAGCCCAACCAGAGAGACAGAAAGAUAAUAAAAAAAAAAAAAAAGAAAAAAAAAGUGGGGGAAAAAAAGGGAAGGAACAUUUCGGAGAAACCCAAGGGAAACAGUGCCUCUGGGGGCAUCGAAAAGGGUGGUGGUUCUGGAAACGCCCCGGAGAUGAGCCAAGACGAGGGACAAAAAGAGGGGCAGCAGAUCUCAUCGGUCGUUUCAUUUUUGAAGAGGAAUGAAAGGCCUUCUCGGUCUAAUGAGGAAGGUGCUAAGGCCAAUGAGAAGCAACCCGCAACCAGGAACAACACCCAAGCGAAGCCCCGACGUGGCGACGAAGCCACGCAGGAAGAUAAAGCUAAGCGAACCGUCUUCAUUGGCAAUCUUCCACUUAAGAACAUGCCCAAGGGGAAGCUGCUAAAGCUGUUGGACGUGAAGAAGUCCGCCGUCGAAUCGGUCCGAUUCCGGUGUCAACCCAUGGAGGAGGCCUACGCCGGUAGGAAGAAGCUCGGUGUCAUUUUGAAGAAGUUCACGGACGCCAAGGACAACCAGAACGCCAUCAUCACGCUGAAGAAGGAGGAGAGCCUGCCUGGCUUGCUGAACAAAAACGGAAUGGUCCACGAGGGCUAUGUGCUACGAAUCAACAUGCUGGGAGAGAAGGCUAACUUCAACCGGAAGAAAUCCGUGUGCAUAAAAAACUUAGAUCGAAAAUUAAACGAGUCAGAUUUGUACAAUCUGCUGAAGGACGUCGACCAGAUAAAAGGCAUCCGCAUUUUGAGGGAUGAACGGACGAGCAUCUCCACGGGAGUCUCCUUCGUCCUCUUCCAAAGAAGAAGCUCCGUUAAGAAGGCUAUCGAGAUGUUUCACGGCCACUCAGUAAACGGCCGUCAAAUUAUCGUUGAGAAGAUCCAACGUGCGGACGACGCGCGGGAUGCACCCAAAGAUGUGACCAGACAAAGCAAACAGGUGAAACGAACCAUUCGGAAGAGUCGGCGGGAGGAGCAGAAGAUAGGCCAUGGGAAGAGGCACAAGAUGGGGAACCAAACGGCCCACAGAGCCGGACGAAAGAAGAAAUACGUGCGACGGAAACGCAGGGGCGGGGCCGCUGUCACUGAGGGGUAG